Branchiostoma belcheri (Belcher's lancelet) is the source of this 4502-nucleotide messenger RNA. RefSeq names its product protein lin-28 homolog A-like. The record is from RefSeq and is a predicted model, not a curated record. Gene Ontology annotation, molecular function: nucleic acid binding; zinc ion binding. Bases 911 to 1429 code for a protein of 172 amino acids. The transcript is spliced from 3 exons. Lineage: Eukaryota; Metazoa; Chordata; Leptocardii; Amphioxiformes; Branchiostomatidae.
UUUUAUGAUGUAUUGAAGUAAGUGCCUUUGGUUUUGUGUUUUUCUACAAUGCAUCGCUGUAGGUAGGUGGUGGGGAUGUGUGUGUUGUAUGUUCAGUGUUAUACUGUUUUAGGUAAAGACAGCUUCAGUUUACUUCAGUUACCCCACAUCCAAUCCAGCUCCGUUCUCUGAGUGUAAACAGUGUUGCGUUCUAUUAAUCAACAGCCAAAUGAUUGUACCUAUGGGCGCAGCUCACACCUCAAACAGGCCCAGGAAUGUGGUCAAACCUGAAAAAUAUUCCUCUCCUUGUCAGACCAGUUUGGCCCACAGGGAGUUACUGGAUAAGCACAUGUUUUGGAUGCUGGUCAGUUGGUGACCUUUGUCCUCCCCCUAUUUCUGCCUGGUGCCACAGGAUCCAAGGACAGUUGGCUCCGCCUUUUUGUUGACAGAGCUCUGUUCAAUCUGUAGGGCCUCUUCACUAACUUCAGUCCAGCUUGUCCUGUAUCUCUAAAGCAAAUGUGUAGGGGAUACAAACUUUCUGAGCUCCUGGCCAUUUUCAGACAGUCCAGUAGCUAUCAAAACAAGCCGUGGUCAAGAACUGGACAAGCCAGAAGGGCUGUACUUGUACACGUCGAGGCCAUUUUCUCACACUGACCAGUCCCUAGCAUAUCUCGGGUGAAGAACUGUGUGGGCAUGUUGUGCCUCUAUGCAGUUUGGUCAUUGUACAAGGCUGGGGAUCAGCGGAGCUCAAGCCGACUCCCAUGACCCCUGUAUUUAUGGGUAUUGUUGACACGACCCUGGAGGUCAGCGUGGCUUGGCCUUUCUCUGCAUUCAUCAACUCCUUUUAGUGGACAUACCGUUCCUUCUGGAAUUGAACUUCUAUCUCUUACGCUAUCGCGAAAGAGUAGUUGAACGGUCUUUGUUCAAUGGCAUGGCCAAAACACUCCUGAUCCCCCUCUUACUGGAGUUGAAACAACACAACAGAUGUAACCAGAUCUUCUGCCAACAAGCAGCCAGUGCCACUGGGCUGGCAAGCUGGUCACUACAGAAAGUAAUCAGGAAAGGAGGCUUCCGCAGCCUUGGAGAGGGAGAACGUGUGGAAUUUACCUACAAGGUCUCAGAAAAGGGACUGGAGGCCACGUUGGUAACGGGACCAGGGGGCGCCGAGGUUGAGGGAAGCAAACGGAGACCAAGACCUGUUGCACAAAGAAGAAGAGGGAACAGGUGUUACAACUGUGGUGAAAUAGGGCACCACGCGAAAGACUGCACACUGGAACCGCAGCCCAAGAGAUGUCACAUUUGCAAGUCGGACGACCAUCUGAAAAAGGACUGCCCCCAGAGGGACAGAGAGGAGGAGAGAACUAGGAAGACUCAGGGUGAAAGAGAUAAUAGUAACAACAGUAACAGUCAGGGUCACAUGCAGGAAGGUCCAGCUGCUGCUGCACACUGAUAGCACUGUGCCGAACAAUAUGACUCAUACCAUAGGCUUUCCUCAAAACCAAAGGUCACCAAAUCUACAGCAGGGAAACUCUCAGGAGAUAUCUCAACCAAGAAAAAAUGAUCAAUCUUAUUUUGUUCAUGGAAAGAUUCUUCUAUUUAUAUGAGACACACUGGUGCCCAGUAGAGUAACCUGAGAGAUCAGUACUCCCCUCUAUGAAGAGAUGAUACUUAUUGAGAAGAGAGAAAAAACAACAAGUCUACCUAGAAACAAAUCUAGUUGGCAGCGUGAAAAGUGCACUAUAUUUUUCUACCACUUGUAAUUUAUUAUCAUUAAUAUUUAUGAUAAUAAUUGCCUCAGGGUAAGAAAGUGUUUACUCAGGGAUUUUGUAUUACAUGUAGCUAUACAACAGCUUAAACUGCAGUUCCUUCUGUCAGUCUUCCCUUGCUGCCAUGUUUGUGCAUCGGUGUUUGGCGACUCAUUUUGAAUCCCCGUCAUAUGUGCUUCCCCCCCAAAAUGGUCGUUUUGGAUCAGUAGGAAAUUGUCCUUGACCAGCUGGACUGAAUAUACCUCCAACAGAAUGUCUUGAACUAGACAUACCAGGCCAGCCUGGGUCACUGAACAAGCAUGUUUGCUCCCAAACAGUGUUCUCUUGGAAAAAAAAAUUGCAUGCCAGUGAAAAUAGAAGAGCCAGAAGAGAGAAAUGUGCUCUACUGGCGUAAAAACCAAAUAUUUCCUGUUUUUUUAAAUACUCAUGUUCCACCACAAAAAUACUAAACUUUCAACAUGCUCAAGUCAAGAUGGGCAUUAUGUAACUGACAGGAAGAUCUGUACUUUUUCCUGUCCCAGCAGCUGACUUGUAAUGUUUUAGUACUGCAGAUGUAUAAGCACUUCUUAGGAAGGACUAUGGCAAACAUUAGAGUACACAAAUGCUAGUAAGCCAUUUACAGUGAGAGCUAAGGCCAUUACUUUCAAAGCUGCUGUGUUUUCUCCCAUGCAAAUGUGAUGUAAAUGAAUAAGAAGUCCCCAUUGUCGCUAGUAGGGUAACACUGGGCUUUCUUUUCACCAUACAGUAUCAGUCUCACAGCAUUGUACGGAAGCCAUUUAGAUUCCUGUACCUGUGUUUAGAAUGGAAAGAAUGUUCAAAGUAAUGCAGUAGAAUAAUAUUACAAGACGAUGCAGUUAACCUGAUGAGAUGGCAUUUACUGUGCUUAGUGUUGUUUUAAGUGAGGUAACUGCACAACGUGUACUGUAUUAUUGUUACCUACCAGUUAUUCUACAGUACAGUAGUAGGGAAUGAGCUCAGUACUCCUGUAGAAUGGUCACUUGCUGCCAUACUUCUGUUCCGGAUGCCAAUGAAGAAUGUUAGGUGUAGCAAACAGACGGGUAUCAUGUCUUGUUAGGCAGAUUGGUGUCAGAAGUGUUGGCAGCAGAAGGCCCUGGCAGAUGAUUGGCUUCACUGCUGAAAAACUCUUUUCUCUUUGGUUAGGACUGUGGAAAAGGAAAAUGAGAUGUUAACAGCUCUGUCAUCUCAUAGCAGUUUUUACAAAAAUAUGCUAUUAAACCUGUUAGCAUGUGGACCUACGCCUUCCUGGGUUAGUAAAUACUGUUAUCCUUAACAACAUACCUCUUUGCUAUGUUGGAGUACCAAACAUUGUCGUUCUUACACAAUAAUCCCAAAGCAAAAGUUAACAAAUGUGCAACAUGUAAAUCGUUAAGUCAGAUAGUUCUUUGCCUGCUCAAAGUGAACUUCAAGAUGUGGUUAAAGGAUAUGAAUGUGUUUGAGAGUUUUCUUAGCCACCAAUUGAAGUUUCCCAAGAAAGGAGCACAUGUCAGUCUCAGGAAAGCUGAGGAUGAAUCUGCCUCUAAGUUUUUCACCUGAAAUAGCUUUCUUGUCAAGUGUAUACAGUAUUGUUAGUCACAUUUCCUACCAACCAAAAAGUUCCAGAACUGCUGUUCUGAAAUGCCUUACCAAAUCCUGGGCAAAAUUGUGACUUGCCCAAAAACUAAACCAAAGAAGCUCCAAGAAACCAAAUUUUGGGUGUAAGUAUUUUUCUCUUUCAACACUAAAUCUCUUUAAAACAAAAGCUUUAUAAGAAAUCCUGUAUAUAGAUAGCCAUCCUUACAGAGAUUAGAGAUGUUCUCGCUAGUUGAAGUACAAGCCAAUGUCAUCAGUGUAGGUAGAGAGUAGGCCUUGUAAAAAUUUUCACGAGCCAUGUUGAUUCUAAAUGCACAUCAUAGCACCUAGUUUUACUCAUAGUAAGUGUAUAUGUGCACAAACUUUAUUAAGGUAAUUGUUAAGUAUCUAGUUCUGGGGAUAGUAGGGCUUUUUUUAUAAAUGGAUCAAAGACAAUCCAUGCUGCUCCUUUGAUGUACUUUUGUAUAAAAUUUAAGAUGUUUUUAGAUUUUAUCCUGACAUAUUUGUAUGAUUAUGAGAAAAGGAGUUCUGAUUACAGAGAGGUGGAGAAAGCCUCAAGUUGGACACAAAAUGUUGUGGAACUUUCACAGCAUUCUGAAAUGUAUCAAAAAGGUGAAAAUACACUACAAGGUGAAAAUAAAUUGGACAUUGGCGUUGAUUGUACUUUUCUUUGCUCAAAGACGCACUUGAGCUUAUUUUACUUUAAAAACUUACCAAAAAAAACCAACAGUUGCCCGCAUUUCCUUGAAGAAUGCAAAGAAUAAAAUAUUCCCCAAAAGGGCUGAUGUUGAGCCAUAUUAUAUUGCGAAAAGAAGAGGAAAGCAGCUAGGAGUGUCUUUAAGGUCUUACUUAAAUAAUCAACUUCAUGAUAACCACCAAUUUCUGGUACUGUUUACUACUGUUGACUUGUUUCUUAGGAUUUGUAAUUAAUGUAGGCACAAAUAACCAUUUGGAUGUAUGUUUCUAAGGUUAAUCAUUCCUUUUGUCAGGGAGUAUGGGCUGUAGCCAAACCCUGUAUGCAUCUUACUGAUAACCGACUGUAACCUUUGUACUGUUUUUAGUCCACUUUUCCCAGGUUGUAAAGAACAAUCUGUCAGAAGCCACAGUUUUGCCGAUCAAGACCUAUACAACAGUGUUGUCAAAGAAUAAAAUGAUUUAUUUACAGAA